AUGCACAAGGUUGAAAAGGAACUAAAAGAAACCUCGAAACAGGUAGAAAAUUUCGAAAAAAGAAAAAUGGAUUCUAAAGCUGAAGAAAAUAAGCUGCUGGCAAACAUUACUGAGAAAAAGAAAGAAAUUGAAAUUUCAAAUAGACUGAAUGAAAUAUUUCUGGCGUACGAUAAAGAGUUCCUUACGUUAAAAGAUGCAAAUGAUGAUGGUGGUAUUGCUCAACUCAUGCAGAAAGUUGCUGAUGAUUUUUGCUACAGUAAGACAGAGAAUGCCAUUAAAGAAAUGCAGCAGGAAAUUGAUGCACUGAAAAAAGCUUUGGAAUUGGAAAAAGAAAAAGAAAAAGUUUACCAAACUGAAUUGAGAAAGAUGAAACUAGAAGAAGAAAAAUUACAAAGCUCGUGUUCAAAAUGGAAAAGCGACAUUGAAAGAGUCAUUUCCGAUAGAAAGAUGCUUGAAAAGUUGGUCGAGGAAAAAGAAAAAGAAUGUGCAAAAACAAAAGAUGAGGAAGAAGCCAGAAUGAAGGAAGAUAUGAAAAAAGAACAAGAGUCGAAGGAGUUGGAAGUUCUGAAAUCUACUUACAUGAAAGAUAUUGAAGAUUUAAAAAAUGAAAUUAAAGAAAUGGGUGUUCAACACAGACAGAAAAUUGCUGCCAUUGAAAAAAGAACGCAUGAAUAUUGGCAAUCAUGUCUAAAAAAUGAAAAAGAAAUUGCUCAGAGUAAAGCUGACAUAACUUACUACAAAACUAAAAUUUCAGAGAUGGGAAAAAAGAUAGAUGAAGCGAGGUCAGCUGACCAAUUGAGCGCUGGAUCCCCUGUUCUUGUGAGGCCCACAUUCCAACCUGAACCACCACGAUUUCCUCCAAUGAUGCCACCACAUCUGUCAAGGUUGCCUCCACCUUUCCUUCCACCUCCUCCGCAUUUGCUGUUCGCACCAAGAGGGCCUAAUCAUCCGUUCGAUAGUUCAUUUGAGUGACAAAAUCAGAAUCAAGAGCAAAGGCAACCGCUAAGAAGUAGCAAAGAACGAUAUAAACAAUAAAGAUGAUGAUGGAAUUGAUUUGAAUAAUGAAAUCUCACGGAGUUUAAUCUUCUAGUUGGUUAUUCAUUAACAAUAAAGUUCACGAACGCAAAA
Molecule: messenger RNA, 1128 nt
Organism: Helobdella robusta
Lineage: Eukaryota; Metazoa; Annelida; Clitellata; Rhynchobdellida; Glossiphoniidae
Exons: 13
Coding region: 1-972 (323 amino acids)
Source: RefSeq, a predicted model, not a curated record